Messenger RNA from Scomber japonicus (chub mackerel), 1713 nucleotides. It is a transcript of the gene cyp19a1a, whose product is annotated as aromatase. Lineage: Eukaryota; Metazoa; Chordata; Actinopteri; Scombriformes; Scombridae. The coding region runs from base 47 to 1639 and encodes 530 amino acids. The transcript is spliced from 9 exons. Gene Ontology annotation, molecular function: iron ion binding; oxidoreductase activity, acting on paired donors, with incorporation or reduction of molecular oxygen; monooxygenase activity. The record is from RefSeq and is a predicted model, not a curated record.
UUGGGUUAGUUCUGGUGUGUGCAGGUUGUUCUGAAUUUGCUUUCAUAUGGAUCUGAUCCCUGCAUGUGAACGGGCCAUGAGUCCUGUUGGUUUGGAUGCCAUAGUAUCAGACCUGGUCUCUGUAUCCCAAAAUGCCACUGCAGCGGGAUCCCCGGGCAUUUCUGCAGCAACCCGAACCCUGCUACUGCUCGUCUGUCUGCUGCUGGUUGCCUGGAGCCACACAGACAAGAAAACUAUACCAGGUCCUUCUUUCUGUCUGGGUGUGGGGCCCCUUCUGUCAUAUUUGAGGUUUAUUUGGACUGGUAUAGGCACAGCCAGCAACUACUACAACGAAAAAUAUGGUGACAUAGUCAGAGUCUGGAUCAGAGGAGAGGAGACUCUCAUAAUCAGCAGGGCAUCAGCGGUACACCAUGUACUGAAGCGUGGACAUUACACUUCACGUUUUGGGAGCAAGCUGGGUCUCAGCUGCGUCGGCAUGAAUGAGAGAGGCAUCAUAUUUAACAACAAUGUAACUCUGUGGAAAAAGAUGCGCACCUAUUUCACCAAAGCCCUCUCAGGUCCAGGGUUGCAGCAAACGGUGGAUAUUUGCGUCUCCUCCACACAGACACACCUGGAUGGCCUGAGGGGAGUUCUCACAGAAACAACAGCAAGUGACAGCUUGGGUCAUGUGGAUGUUCUCAAUCUGCUGCGCAGCACCGUGGUUGACAUCUCCAACAGACUCUUCCUGGGUGUACCUGUCAAUGAGAAGGAGCUGAUGCUGAAGAUUCAAAAGUAUUUUGACACAUGGCAGACUGUGCUGAUCAAACCAGACAUCUACUUCAAGUUUGAUUGGAUUCACCAGAGGCACAAGACAGCAGCUCAGGAGCUGCAAGAUGCCAUAGAGAGCCUUGUAGAACAGAAGAGGAGAGAAAUGGAGCAGGCAGAUAAACUGGACGAUAUCAACUUCACUGCAGAGCUCAUAUUUGCACAAAACCACGGUGAAUUGUCUGCUGAAAAUGUGAGGCAAUGUGUGUUGGAGAUGGUGAUCGCAGCACCAGACACUAUGUCCAUCACUCUCUUCUACAUGCUGCUGCUCCUCAAACAGAAUCCAGAUGUGGAGCUGCAGCUGCUGCAGGAAAUGGACACUGUUAUAGGUGACAGACAGCUUCAGAACAGGGACCUCCAAAAGUUGCAGGUGCUGGAGAGCUUCAUCGACGAAUGCUUGCGCUUCCACCCUGUGGUGGACUUCACCAUGCGCCGUGCCCUGUCUGACGACAUCAUUGAUGGCUACAGGGUCCCAAAGGGCACAAAUAUCAUUCUGAACACUGGCCGCAUGCACCGGACAGAGUUCUUCAACAAACCCAAUGAAUUCAGUCUGGAAAACUUUAAAAAAAAUGCUCCUCGCCGUUACUUCCAGCCAUUCGGUUCAGGCCCUCGCGACUGUGUUGGCAAACACAUCGCCAUGGUGAUGAUGAAAUCCAUCCUGGUGACGUUGCUCUCACAGUACUCUGUAUGCCCGCAUAAGGGUUUGACUCUGGAUUGCCUCCCGCUGACCAACAACCUGUCCCAGCAGCCUGUGGAGCACGAGCAUGAUGCCCAACGUCUCAGCAUGAGAUUCUUACCUAGAAAGAGGCCGCAAGCAAACACUCAAACACUCUGACUCUUUGUUUUCUUUAUGUGUGACCAAAAUUUAUACAGAAUAUAUACAUACAUGUAAGUGCAUAUAUGAACUCC